CUAUUGAACCACAUGGCUGCGUAGACAGUUUGAAAAUAUAUUUGGAUACAUAUAAUCUAAAUGUGUACAACUGUCCUGUAGUGUCAAGUGACGUCAUGGCCAAUUCCUUGGACUUGUGAGCGAGUCGGAGGUUGCUGCAGGAAAGGGAGAUCGGAGGUUGUAUCUACACCCAGCAGUCUAUUGGGGAAACUUUCACUUUUAUAAACAAGUGUCGGGCUGCACUGGUUGAAGAGGAUACGAGUAACAGGAUCAGCUGGUGGUUGGACUCAACAACAUGAUUAUUGGAGACCUGGCCACAGCAAGGCCCAGGAGAAUGUGUUUAACCUGAAUCUGCUGGUGUGCUGCUCAUCUGCUUAGGUGUCAUGGAGGAUGGGAAGCCGGUGUGGGCGCCCCACCCAGGAGAUGGGUUCCAGCUGGGGACCAUAGUGGACAUAGGAGCAGACAGUUUGACCAUCGAGCCACUGAAACAGGGGCAAAAGAGCUUUACGGCCCAGAUCAACCAAGUGUUUCCGGCUGAGGAUGAUGUCAACAAACAUGUGGAAGACAACUGUUCUUUAAUGUACUUGAAUGAAGCCACACUCUUGAACAACGUCCGUGUGCGGUAUAGUAAAGACAGAAUUUAUACAUUUGUAGCUAAUAUCCUGAUAGCAGUGAACCCCUACUAUGACAUCCCAAAGCUCUAUACUCCCGAGACCAUUAAACAGUACCAUGGGAGGUCCCUGGGCACCCUUCCGCCCCACGUCUACGCUAUUGCUGACAAGGCCUACAGGGACAUGAGGGUGCUAAAGAUGAGCCAGUCCAUCAUCGUGUCCGGGGAGUCUGGUGCCGGGAAGACUGAGAACACCAAGUUUGUCCUCCGAUACUUGACAACAUCCUAUGGAACAGGUCAAGAUAUUGAUGAGAGAAUAGUUGAAGCCAAUCCCCUGCUAGAAGCUUUUGGAAACGCUAAAACUGUCAGGAAUAACAACAGUAGUCGCUUUGGGAAGUUUGUAGAGAUCCACUUCAACGAAAAGAAUACUGUGGUGGGAGGCUUCGUGUCCCACUACCUGCUGGAGAAAUCCAGGAUCUGCCAGCAGAGCCAGGAGGAGAGGAACUACCACAUCUUCUACCGGCUGUGUGCUGGAGCCUCUGAGGACAUCAGGACCAAGUUCCACCUGGAAUCACCAGACGCCUUCAGGUAUUUGAACAGAGGAUGCACUCGCUUCUUUGCAAACAAGGACACGGACAAACAGAUCCUUCAGAACCGCAAGAGUCCAGAGCACCUGAAGGCUGGGCCCCUGAAGGACCCUCUGCUGGACGACCAGGGGGACUUCAACAGGAUGUGCGGGGCCAUGAAGAAGAUCGGCCUGGAUGAUAUGGAGAAGCUGGACCUGUUCAGGGUGGUGGCCGGGGUGCUGCACUUGGGCAACAUCGACUUUGAGGAGGCAGGCAGCACAUCAGGUGGCUGCACUAUAAAGAACCAGUCAAGCCAGACGGUGGAGUACUGUGCUGAGCUGCUGGGUCUGGGAGAGCAGGACCUGAGUGUCAGCCUUACGUCCAGGGUCAUGCUCACCACAGCAGGGGGCGCCAAAGGAACAGUUAUCAAAGUGCCACUGAAAGUGGAGCAGGCAAACAACGCACGGGACGCCCUGGCCAAGGCUGUGUACAGCCGGCUGUUUGACCACGUGGUCACCAGGGUCAACCAGUGCUUCCCCUUCCACUCUUCUGCCAACUUCAUCGGGGUUCUGGAUAUCGCAGGCUUCGAGUACUUUGAGCACAACAGCUUUGAGCAGUUCUGCAUCAACUACUGUAAUGAGAAGCUGCAGCAGUUCUUCAACGAGCGCAUUCUGAAAGAGGAACAAGAGCUGUAUCAGAAGGAGGGCCUUGGAGUGAACGAGGUCCGGUACGUCGACAAUCAGGACUGCAUAGACCUCGUGGAGGCCAAGCUGGUGGGCAUCCUGGACAUCCUGGAUGAAGAGAACCGUCUACCUCAGCCCAGUGACCAGCACUUUGCAGAGACCGUACACAACAAACACAAGAACCACUUCCGACUGACCGUGCCCCGGAAAUCAAAGCUGCAAGUUCACAGGAAUGUGAGGGAUGACGAGGGAUUCAUCAUCAGACACUUUGCAGGAGCUGUGUGCUAUGAGACGACCAAGUUUGUGGAGAAGAACAAUGAUGCACUGCACAUGUCCCUGGAGUGCCUAGUGAGUGAGUCUAAGGACCGGUUUAUCCGGGAGCUCUUUGAGAACUCCAACAACACCAAGGACUCGAAACAGAAGGCCGGCAAGCUCAGCUUCAUCAGCGUAGGCAACAAAUUCAAGACCCAGCUGAACAUUCUACUGGAGAAGCUUCGCAGCACGGGCUCCAGUUUCAUCCGUUGUAUCAAGCCCAAUCUGAAGAUGGUCAGCCACCAGUUUGAAGGGGCCCAGAUCCUCUCUCAGUUGCAGUGCUCAGGAAUGGUGUCCGUGCUGGACCUGAUGCAGGGAGGCUUCCCCUCCAGAGCGCCAUUCCAUGAGCUCUACAACAUGUACAAGCAGUACAUGCCUGCCAAGCUGACUCGCCUGGACCCAAGACUCUUCUGCAAGGCUUUAUUCAAAGCGCUGGGACUCAACGAGAAUGAUUACAAGUUUGGGCUGACCAGAGUGUUCUUCAGACCUGGGAAGUUUAAGGAGUUUGAUCAGAUCAUGAAGUCGGACCCAGACCACCUGGCGGAGCUGGUGAAGAAGGUCAACCAGUGGCUCAUCUGCAGCCGCUGGAAGAAGGUCCAGUGGUGUUCCCUCUCUGUCAUCAAACUGAGGAAUAAGAUGCUCUACCGUGCCAGUGCCUGCAUCAAGAUGCAGAAGACGGUGCGCAUGUGGCUGUGCAGGAGGAAGCACAAGCCGCGGAUCGAUGGGCUGGUGAAGGUGCGUAACCUGAAGAACAGGAUGGAUAAGUUCAACGAGGUGAUCGCCGGCCUGAAGGAGGGGAAGCAGGAGAUGAGCAUGCAGAUUCAGGGGCUGGAAGAUGCCAUCAACACAACCAUGCUCAAAAUCAAGACCACAGCAAUGACCCGCAUUGACAUGGACCAUGAGUACCAGGCCCUGGUCACCAGGUCAGAGGAGCUGCUGACGGCCAUGCAGAACAAGAAGAAGGAGGAGGAGGAGAAGGAGCGACUGAAGAAGAUCCAGGAGGAGAUGGCGAGAGAGAAGAAGAGGAGGGAGGAGGAGGAGCAGCGCCGCAAGCAGGACAAAGAGGACAGGCGUCUGAAAGCGGAGAUGGAGCAGAAGCGGAAACACGAAGAAGAGGAGCGGAAGCAGAGAGAGAAAGAGGAGAGGAAGCUUCAGGCAGAGAUGGAUGUUCAGCUGGAGGCUGAGCGGGAGGAGGCGGCCGCGCAUCAGAACAUCCUGGAGCAGGAGAGGCGCGACAGGGAGCUGGCCAUGAGGAUCGCCCAGAGCGAGGCUGAACUCAUCCCAGAGGACACCCAGAAUGACGCAGGCCUGCGCAGUAACGGCACCUCAGGUGGUCCAUCCUCCCCAGAGAGAGCUACUGGAGCUGGUGGAUCUCAAAAGCUCAAGAGCAUGUCCAUGGAGGAAAUGGCCAAGGAAAUGUCUGAGCUUCUGUCUAGAGGCCCACAGGUUCAGGCUACCAAAGCUGCUGCUGCUGGCACCAAGAAGUACGAGCUCAGCAAGUGGAAAUACGCCGAGCUGAGGGACGCCAUCAACACAUCCUGUGACAUUGAGUUGCUUGCUGCCUGCCGAGAAGAGUUCCACCGCCGGCUGAAGGUCUACCACGCCUGGAAGUCAAAGAACAAGAAGCGUGGCAACAACCCCGGCGUCACAGAGCAGAGGGCCCCCAAGUCAGUCACUGACUAUGAUCUCGCACCUCGUGUGAGACAAGCACCCCAGGCGAACUCAGCCCCGCCCAUCCCAGCCAGGCAACAUGAGGUGGCCAUGAACAGGCAGCAGCGCUACUUCCGCAUCCCCUUCAUCCGGCCCGGGGACCAGUACAAGGACCCACAGAACAAAAAGAAGGGCUGGUGGUAUGCCCACUUUGAUGGGCCCUGGAUCGCAAGGCAGAUGGAGCUGCACCCGGACAAGCAGCCCAUCCUGCUGGUGGCAGGGAAAGACGACAUGGAGAUGUGUGAGCUGAGCCUGGAGGAGACAGGCUUGACAAGGAAGAGGGGAGCUGAGAUCCUGCCCCGGCAGUUUGAGGAGAUCUGGGAGCGCUGCGGGGGCAUCCAGUACCUCCGGAGAGCCAUCGAGAAACAACAGGCCCGCCCCACCUACGCCACAGCCAUGCUGAAGACCCUCCUCAAGUAAAGGGUGUUGGGUGAAUUUGCCCCUAGUCGCUGAUUGUGGGUCAGUUUAGCAUUUUCCCCACCUAAAGGUUAAGGUUAGGAUUGGGGGACGGGAAGCUGAUCCUAGAUCUGUACUCUGGGAAACUUCACCCUGGAGCUAAAGCCCCCUGUCUUAAACCACAGGCCUUUCUCUCACUACAGCAAAGGGAAGAAUGCACUAAGCUACUGUACCUAACACAGUGGGUAUUCAAGCCUACUGUACCUAACACAGUGGGUAUUCAAGCCUACUGUACCUAACACAGUGGGUAUUCAAGCCUACUGUACCAUGUUUUGACUGGGGGCAAGUCAUAAAUUAAUCACUUUUUGUUAAUUGUCUUUUUUCUUUUGUUCAUGUUGUUGGUUUUGGCUGCUUUCAAUUGUCUUGAUGUAUUAUUUCUUGGUGGGUGCGGGGGAAUUUGCAGUGAACCUAUGCAGAGGAAUCGGACAGUGACUAAAUAUUACAUCUCGUUUUGUUUCUCGAGCAAAUAUGGAUGUUUUCCUUUUAAUAUUCCUGCUACUUUAACUACGAAGCCUUAUUAAAACUACUUUAACUACGAGGCCUUAUUAAAACUACUUUAACAGGGUAAUUUGCUGAAAAUAGGAAGUGUUUCAAAGCUGCCUCCAAAUAAGUUUUGAGUAUUAAAUUGUUGAUGUUUAAUAUUAUAUCUUUGUGAUUUUAAAUGAAGUCAACAUUUUGUCUCUGCAGUCUUAACAGCUUGUUGAUAAUUUCACUCAAACCGAUACUUGCUGUUUAUUUUCAUGUAGUAAUUAUAGGACAAUACUUGCACAAGAGAGGGGUAGAAAUGGGCUAGGUUGGGGUAGAAAUGGGCUAGGUUGCAACUCUGUUUUCUCAUGUGAGCCAGUUAUACUUGAGCGUCAGGUUCUUCUCUAAGGAUAUUUUUUAGUAACUGCACAUAAAUUCACAUUCAUUUCUAAUUAUAAUAUUUGAUAAUACUGUAAUAAGUUUUUACCUCUGGUUUUCAGACUGAUUGUAAUAUGGGUUUGUUGAUUUGUUCCUUCAGUCCUUACUGUUUGGUUAGGAGCGGUUUGUUUUAUUCUUCAUAUGUGUGAUUUAGGUUUGCUAAUGAAAGGUAAAGAAAUAUUUGCUUUUCACAUUCCCCAACCAUUCAUUACUAAAGCCACAUGGUUGAAAUUGUUUCAUGUUCUACACAUGAAACAAUGCCUAUUCCAAAUAUUGAAACAAAAAGAAAAAUAAUGAAUGAAUCAAACUUAAUUAUGAGAAGUGAAUAAUACAAAUCUUGAUAUACUCUACGAUGUCGGACCAAAUGUGUGUAUGGGACAAAAACUGAAUAGUGAAAUCGUGUUGAUGUCUUCUUGACCCCAACUUCAUUCAAGCUCAUAUACAAUAUAGUCAGCUAUUCUUCUCUCUGCUAGAUAGUCCAAUAGACACAUACAUACAGAAUGUUCUACGUGUAUGAUCGAGAGUCUAAUGUUUCUACAAAGGAAUGUACACAUUUAUUUUCUAAAUAAAUAUUUCUACUCUAAGAUACACUAAAGCAUGUGUCAAACUCAUUCCACAGAGGGCCAUGUGUCUGCGGGUUUUUGCUCCACCCUCGUAUUUGAUUAAUGAAUUAAGGUCACUAAUUAGUAAGGACCUCCCUUCACCUAGUUGUCUACUGUAGGUCUUAAUUAAAAGGAAAAAACAAAAACCUGCAGACACUCAGCCCUCCAUGGAAUGAGUUUAACACCCCUGCUAUAAAGGGUUUGGUCACAUGACUCAUGUUUCUUAAAAUAAACAAAUGAUGAAGCAAUAAUUUACACACGCAACACUACAAGGAGGACAGACUGUCUCAAACACACAGUACAUGACAAUCUUGUGAGACUAGAACUACUCUCUUCAGGUAAGGCUGUUAGUCUUGAGUUUCUUCUCAUUCCCUUAGACGCUCUGCACAAGCGAAAGGCGACGUCGUGGUUGUUUGACAUCUAUCCACUCAUGCUCGUGUCUAAAGCAUGUCUUCAGUUUAGCCCGAAGUAUGUAUUUCUGACAAACAGCAGAGUUUACUACUGUAGUGUGGGGUCUCCUUGAAUAUCGCUUGUAAUGUACAACAAAUGACUGACUGACUUCCAUAUGCUCUGUAUCUCACAACACGCAUAGCAAUCAUUCCUCAGAUACUGCCUUUUCCAAUGCUGAUCUCUAACUGAAAUAAACGCAUUUCAUGCUUCACUCAA
Oncorhynchus keta (chum salmon) is the source of this 6487-nucleotide messenger RNA. Its product is annotated as unconventional myosin-VI-like. NCBI's taxonomy places the organism in Eukaryota, Metazoa, Chordata, Actinopteri, Salmoniformes, Salmonidae. Gene Ontology annotation, cellular component: actin cytoskeleton; myosin complex; cytoplasm. The transcript is spliced from 37 exons. The record is from RefSeq and is a predicted model, not a curated record. The coding region runs from base 363 to 4280 and encodes 1305 amino acids. Gene Ontology annotation, molecular function: microfilament motor activity; ATP binding; actin filament binding. Gene Ontology annotation, biological process: inner ear auditory receptor cell differentiation; actin filament organization; vesicle transport along actin filament.